CAUACCCGCGCGCACUCACACACAAACACACACACGCGCGCACACACACUGGGUCUCCAGGCGGCGGCCGUGUCCGCAUCCCCGGCAGCAGCUCCAGGCAAAGUGACAGGAAAAGACAGUUUCUCUGUGAUAUGGAAUCCUGAAAUGUGAUCUUCUUAAAAAGAGGACAGCGCUGCAAGCUUGACUAAGUAGACAUCACUUGCAGUUGUUCCCUAGCUGCCUGGUGAGCUGCCUGCAGUGCCUGUGGCUGAUUUUCUUCCGGCUUUUCUGUGAAGAGAGGGAAGAGACACACAGCCCGACACUCUUCCAAAAACAUCUAGAACCUGGAACCUGAACUCUUCUGGUUUUGUCUUGAAUGUCUGCCUUGUUUCCCCAUGAUUCCAACAGUGACCAGUCCUGACUAAUUUCCAGGGGCAGUGUUGGCUACCUGUAAAAAAUUACACAACCUACAGUGAUUCCUCCUGCUGCUUAAUUCAUCCAUGGUGAGGCUCUGUGAACUAUGACAUGUUUCCUGACAAGAGUUGAAGGACUAGCAACAGGAAAAUCCUAUUAAGUAGGUUAAAAAAGAAACCCCUCUACUUGGAUAUGGGCUUUCAAAUCAAUUUAGAGGGUCUUGAGUACAAUCAUGGCCAAACCUUAUGAAUUUAACUGGCAGAAAGAAGUUCCUUCCUUUCUACAAGACGGAGCAGUUUUUGACAGAUAUGAAGAGGAAUCCUUUGUGUUUGAACCCAACUGCCUCUUCAAAGUGGACGAAUUUGGCUUCUUUCUGACCUGGAAAAGUGAAGGCAAGGAAGGACAAGUGCUAGAAUGCUCGCUCAUCAACAGUAUUCGGUUGGGAGCCAUACCCAAGAUCGCUGUAUGGCAAGAUGGCAUAAAGGAAGUUUUUAUAUUUUUAUUACCCAAAAUGGAUAAAGACUGCCUGAUCAAAGCCACCGUAUUUGACUCCUACACAUUUGCUUACCAAGAAUACUUUUCCUUUCUCUUUCAGCAAUGGAUAGAAGGCCUGCGAUCAAUCAUACACAACUUCAGGGCCAACAACGUCAGUCCAAUGACAUGCCUCAAGAAACACUGGAUGAAAUUGGCAUUCAUGACCAACACAAAUGGCAAAAUUCCAGUUAGGAGUAUUACUAGAACGUUUGCAUCGGGGAAAACAGAAAAGGUGAUCUUUCAAGCUCUCAAGGAGUUAGGUCUUCCCAGUGGAAAGAAUGAUGAAAUUGAGCCUGCAGCAUUUACGUAUGAAAAGUUUUAUGAACUAACACAAAAGAUUUGUCCUCGGACAGAUAUAGAGGAUCUUUUUAGAAAAAUCAAUGGAGACAAAACUGAUUAUUUAACGGUAGACCAAUUAGUGAGCUUUCUAAAUGAAAUUUGUAUCUUCACAAUCACAUAUUCUACUAGGAUAUUCUUUUUUCCCCUAGGCCUCAUAUCCAGUGAUGGGUUUUGCAGAUAUCUGAUGUCAGAUGAAAAUGCCCCAGUCUUCCUAGAUCGCUUAGAACUUUAUCAAGAAAUGGACCACCCUUUGGCUCACUACUUCAUCAGUUCUUCCCAUAACACCUAUCUCACUGGCCGACAGUUUGGUGGAAAGUCUUCGGUAGAAAUGUACAGACAGGUUCUCCUGGCUGGCUGCAGAUGUGUUGAACUUGACUGUUGGGAUGGAAAAGGUGAAGACCAAGAACCAAUUAUAACUCAUGGAAAAGCAAUGUGUACAGAUAUCCUUUUUAAGGAUGUAAUUCAAGCCAUCAAGGAAACUGCAUUUGUCACAUCCGAGUAUCCUGUUAUUCUCUCCUUUGAAAAUCACUGCAGCAAAUAUCAACAGUACAAGAUGUCCAAAUAUUGCGAAGAUCUAUUUGGGGAUCUCCUGUUGAAACAAGCACUUGAAUCACAUCCACUCGAACCCGGCAGACCCUUGCCAUCCCCUAAUGACCUCAAAAGAAAAAUACUCAUCAAAAAUAAACGGCUGAAGCCUGAAGUUGAGAAAAAGCAGCUCGAAGCUUUGAAAAGCAUGAUGGAAGCUGGAGAAUCUGCUACUCCAGUUAACAUCUUAGAGGAUGAUAAUGAAGAGGAAAUAGAGUGUGCUGACCCAGAGGAAGAAGCUCAUCCUGAAUUCAAAUUUGGCAGUGAACUUUCUGCUGAUGACUUGGGUCACAAAGAAGCUGUUGCAAAUAGCGUCAAGAAGGUUUCAGAUGAUCUUGAACAUGAAAAUAACAAAAAGGGCCUGGUUACUGUAGAAGAUGAGCAGGCAUGGAUGGCAUCUUAUAAAUACGUAGGUGCUACCACUAAUAUACAUCCAUAUUUGUCCACAAUGAUCAACUAUGCCCAGCCUGUGAAGUUCCAAGGUUUCCAUGUGGCUGAAGAGCGCAAUAUCCAUUACAACAUGUCUUCUUUUAAUGAAUCAGUCGGUCUAGGCUACUUGAAGACACACGCAAUUGAAUUUGUGAAUUACAACAAACGGCAAAUGAGUCGCAUUUACCCCAAGGGAGGUCGAGUGGAUUCCAGUAAUUACAUGCCUCAGAUUUUCUGGAACGCUGGCUGCCAGAUGGUUUCACUGAACUAUCAAACCCCAGAUUUAGCGAUGCAAUUAAAUCAGGGAAAAUUUGAGUAUAAUGGAUCGUGCGGGUACCUUCUCAAACCAGAUUUCAUGAGGCGGCCCGAUCGAACAUUUGAUCCCUUCUCUGAAACUCCUGUUGAUGGGGUUAUCGCAGCCACUUGCUCAGUGCAGGUCAUAUCAGGUCAAUUCUUAUCAGAUAAGAAAAUUGGCACGUAUGUGGAAGUGGAUAUGUAUGGGUUGCCCACAGACACUAUACGUAAGGAAUUCCGAACUCGUAUGGUAAUGAACAAUGGUCUCAAUCCAGUUUACAAUGAAGAAUCAUUCGUCUUUCGGAAGGUGAUCCUCCCGGACCUGGCUGUCUUGAGAAUAGCAGUGUACGAUGAUAACAAUAAGCUGAUUGGCCAGAGGAUUCUCCCACUGGAUGGCCUCCAGGCAGGCUAUAGACACAUUUCCCUUCGAAAUGAAGGAAAUAAACCAUUAUCACUGCCAACCAUUUUCUGCAAUAUUGUGCUUAAAACAUACGUGCCUGAUGGAUUCGGAGAUAUUGUGGAUGCAUUGUCAGAUCCAAAGAAAUUUCUUUCAAUUACGGAAAAGAGAGCAGACCAAAUGAGAGCUAUGGGCAUUGAAACUAGUGACAUAGCCGAUGUGCCCAGUGACACUUCCAAGAAUGACAAGAAAGGAAAGGCCAACACUGCCAAAGCAAACGUGACCCCUCAGAGUAGCUCUGAGCUCAGACCAACCACCACGGCGGCCCUGGGGUCUGGCGUGGAAGCCAAGAAAGGUAUUGAACUUAUCCCUCAAGUGAGGAUAGAAGAUUUAAAGCAGAUGAAGGCUUACCUGAAGCAUUUAAAGAAACAGCAGAAGGAGCUAAACUCUUUGAAGAAGAAACAUGCAAAGGAGCACAGUACUAUGCAGAAGUUACACUGCACGCAAGUUGACAAAAUUGUGGCACAGUAUGACAAAGAGAAGUCGACUCAUGAGAAAAUCCUAGAGAAGGCAAUGAAGAAGAAGGGAGGAAAUAAUUGUCUCGAAAUGAAAAAAGAAACCGAAAUUAAAAUUCAGACACUGACAUCAGAUCACAAAUCUAAGGUCAAGGAGAUUGUGGCACAGCACACCAAAGAGUGGUCAGAAAUGAUCAACACCCACAGUGCUGAGGAGCAAGAAAUCCGCGACCUGCAUCUCAGCCAGCAGUGCGAACUGUUGAAAAAGCUGCUAAUCAACGCUCAUGAGCAGCAAACUCAGCAGCUGAAACUGUCCCAUGACAGGGAAAGCAAAGAAAUGCGAGCACACCAGGCUAAGAUUUCUAUGGAAAAUAGCAAAGCCAUCAGCCAAGAUAAAUCUAUCAAGAAUAAAGCAGAACGGGAAAGGAGGGUCAGGGAGUUAAACAGCAGCAACACUAAAAAGUUUCUGGAAGAAAGAAAGAGACUUGCAAUGAAGCAGUCCAAAGAAAUGGAUCAAUUGAAAAAAGUCCAGCUUGAACACUUAGAAUUCCUAGAGAAACAGAAUGAGCAGGCGAAGGAGAUGCAGCAGAUGGUGAAAUUGGAAGCCGAGAUGGACCGCAGACCAGCAACAGUAGUGUGAAACUCCAAAAUGCAAACUGAGACAGCAAAACUACACAGCAUCAGAACAUCCCUCCCAAACUUCUGAACACAAAUUCCAUGGAAAAAAGCAGUUUUCUUUUGUGUUUCUUUUCCGUGUAAACAAGAUGUUACCUGAAAACAUAGACACUUGGAAUGACUUACAUAUUUCUGUUUAACACUUCAAGUAUUGAAUUUUCUUGGUCAACCAAAAGUAGCUACAAAUCCACAAAAAUUGAAUAUUCCAAUAAGGCAGAGUUUAACCAUUGAUAAUACAACUUGAACAUGUUUGCUAUAAAAUACCAUCACAAGUAGGCGAGCUUUGUAUUAACAAUUCUGCUUCGUGAUGCAUUAGGACAUGUUUGAGCUGCAGCAAAAAUAGUGCAUCGGCAAUUUAAUAGCAAGCACGUGCACUAGUGAAAAAGAAACCACAGCAACAAAAACUCUGUCUACAAAUUCAUCAGUGGAAGUAGUGG
This is a messenger RNA of Trichechus manatus latirostris (Florida manatee), 4598 nucleotides long. It is a transcript of the gene PLCB4, whose product is annotated as phospholipase C beta 4. Bases 626 to 4126 code for a protein of 1166 amino acids. Gene Ontology annotation, biological process: release of sequestered calcium ion into cytosol; lipid metabolic process; phosphatidylinositol-mediated signaling. The transcript has 40 exons. Gene Ontology annotation, molecular function: calcium ion binding; phosphatidylinositol-4,5-bisphosphate phospholipase C activity. NCBI's taxonomy places the organism in Eukaryota, Metazoa, Chordata, Mammalia, Sirenia, Trichechidae. The record is from RefSeq and is a predicted model, not a curated record.